This is a messenger RNA of Ornithorhynchus anatinus (platypus), 5120 nucleotides long. It is a transcript of the gene HEG1, whose product is annotated as heart development protein with EGF like domains 1. Gene Ontology annotation, biological process: heart development. Lineage: Eukaryota; Metazoa; Chordata; Mammalia; Monotremata; Ornithorhynchidae. The record is from RefSeq and is a predicted model, not a curated record. Bases 28 to 3798 code for a protein of 1256 amino acids. The transcript has 15 exons.
CUGGCCCUCCCGCCCCGGCCCGCCCGGAUGACCCGGGGGCUUCCCGGGGAGGGGGACGGCGCCGGACGCCCCUCGCCCCCCGACGGAGGACGGAGGACCGACCCGCCCGCAUCGGACGCGGUCGCCGGAGGAGGUGUCCUGCCAAGCAGCCCGAUGGGAGUAGGAAGUGGCUUUCCGGCGUCCCCAUCGCCGGCCGCCGCGGUCACCACCACGGCCACGGCCAGAGGCGGAGCCCCCCGUGCCACUGUUGGCGACGGGCACAGGACGGAUGUGCCCGGCAAUGGGAAUGGAUUGGCCAGCCUCUUGCCUAGCAUCAGAGAUGAGACCGCCUCGACCACGGCAGCGGCCGGAGCUCCCGGCGCCACGGCCGUCCACCGGGACGAGGCCGCCACCUCCACGGCCACGGGCUCGGCCGGAGUUGCGGCCGCCGCCAGAGACGGAGCGUCCGGCGCCACGGCCACGGCUGGCAGUGGGGGCGGGGCUCGUGGCAUCUCGGUGCCCGGCGGUGGAGAUCCCGGCGCCUCAGUUGGCGAUGAGGACGAGACCCCCAGAUCCAUGCCCACGGCCACGUCCAGCGAUGGAGCCCCCAGCGCCUCAGUGAGUGACGGAAGCAGGACCACAAGCUCCACGUUCACGGCCACGGCCAGCGACGGAGCCCCCAGCCCCUCAAUUAGCGAUGGGGACGGGACCCCCGGAUCCGCGUCCACCACCGGCGACGGAGCCCCCAGGCCCCUAGUACAGACCAGCGACAUCUCCACCGUCCCUUCCGGGGCAGCUGAUGUUUUGGACUCGUCGCCGGGGAGGCCCCGAACUCCGACCCUCCAGGAAUCGCGCUCUCCGGGGUCCUCCACCCAGCCCCCUAGAGGGGCAGCUCUCACGUCAGCCACGGUCCAUGCGGGGCCCAGCACGAGGCAGGAGCCCGGGGCCUCGCCUGCUCGAGAGCGGAUGUGGUCAGACCGCACGGAGUGGACGCCGGGGUCCCCCGGGGCCGGCCGGGGCGUCACCCGCACCCUGCGCUCCCUGACCCCCGGCGGGGAGGCCAACGCCACCUCCGACCCACCCACCGGGGCCUCUGGCCUCCCCGCCUCCUCCUGGCCCUCGCCGAUGGGCCGGACCUCGAGCCCCGGACGCACCAGUUCAGCGGGGACGGCGGUGGACGUGACCGGACCCCCGACCCCCGGGACCACGGCUCGGACCCCGGGCGGACGCUUCCCAGCUCCGGGAGCCGGGUCGGGAAUGGCGUGGACGUCGCGGGAGCUGUCCGGGGUCAGCCCGACCUCGACGACCCCGCCCAGCCGACCAGAGCCCGCUACUCCGCUCCCCGGGACGACCAGCGCCGCGGCCCCAGAGCCGACUGAGGGUUCCACGGUCCCGCCGGGCUCAUCGGAUGGGUCCGGCCGGAGCUGCGGACCAAUGGGCGGCCCGGACGCCGGGGACCACCGUCCGGACGCUGACCCCGCCACCCUGCGCUGCUGGACGGACGCCGACCCCACGACCCCGUCCUCCAGUUCGGAUGCUGACCACCGGGCCCCACGGCCCCGCCCGGAUGCCUGGCCCAAGGGCCCGGGGGCAGCAGAGCAGACGCUGCCCCCCACCAGACACACCGGUCCUCCGGGGUCGGAGCGGACCUCCGAUGACCACUCUGUCCUCCCCGGCCUGUCCACGGCUGCCACCGCCACGCUGCACCCCCAGACCGGCAUGGGGACCCCCCGCCCCACUCUGGACCCUCGCCCUGGACCUCUGGGCACCACAGCCUCCCCGGGGCCCGGGUCCGGGCCCGGCCUCAUGCCGACACAGCCUCCUCCGACCUCACUGCCCACUCCCCCCGAGCAGGCCCGGUCCACCCCACCCCCCGCAUCAACCCCGCAUCCCAAGACUAGGCCUCCCACCCCCACCUCCCCGCCGGUACCGGCCCCUCCCCGCUCUGGACCACCCCCGGCGAUGUCCGCAACGUCUGUCUCCCCAGAACCUGUCAGCGGCAUUCGCAGCAGCCCACCCCCGGGGACUCUGGCAUCCGAGACCUCCCCGGCUCUGGGUCUCGGGGCGGUGUCGACGGUCCGGGGGUCGCUGGUCGAACCCAGCCUGACGCCUCCGCUGCGACCUGCCACCCCGUCCGCCCAGCACCCCUCCCCCUUGCCCACGGCCUCCGAGGAGACCCACGACCCCCUGGCCUUCACCACCAUGGGAACCCCUGCCUCUCCACCGCCACCCACCACAGAGGGGCCCCCGACUCUCACCAUGGUCCCCACAGACCCCCGGACGCCCCCAGUCCGCACCACCCUGACCCCGCGCCCUACCCCCACCCUCCCUUCGGGGAUCCCAAGAGUGGCUCCGACCCCCAGAGCGACGCCCGGGCACCCGCCCCCCCCCACGAGGCCCGAGAUCCCAACACCGAUGCCCACGGCCCAGACCCCCGCUCCCUCGGCCAGUCCCCGGCCUCAGACCCAGACCCCACCGUCACCUUCCACCCCCCACGACCCGGGGGCCCGGGGCCCGGGAGGCCACACUCCUGCUCCAGGUGCCCCAGACAUGCCGCCUGCACCCCUGACCACGGAGAGCAUCCCCACCGGAACCGCCCCCCCACCAUCCAAGGCGGAGACUUCUCCCCCCAGUCCCACGGGAGCGUCCACCGCCCUGGACACAGAGCGAGCCUGGUGCCUGUCCAACCCCUGUCCGGCCCCGGCCUUGUGCAGCCCCACCCAGGGGGGCUUCAUCUGCUCGUGCCCUGCGGGCUACCAGAUGGAGGAGGGUCUCUGCCGCCUGGUGCGCGCUUUCGUGGGCAUCGUGAGGCUGAGCUCGGAAAAUGGGUCUGCAGGGCCUGGGCCGGGGCCCGGGGCACCCUCGGGGCUGCGCCGCCUGGAGGAGGAGGUCCGAACCCUGCUGAUGGACCUCCUCACUCCGAUGCCCGGGUUUGCCAGUUGCACUGUUCGGGUCACCAGGGAGCCCGGCGGGAUGAACGUGGUGUGGGUGCAGGCCUCCUUCUCCCUGGCCUCCAGCGUGACGGUGUUCAAGCUGGCCGAGCUGAUGCGGGCCGCCGCCGCCUCCUCCUGUCAGCCCUCCGCCCCGGCCCGGGCCCCGGACCACUACUGCCACCGACUCAGCUUGCUGGGACAGAUCUUCCAACCCGGGAGCCUAUGCAGGAGCAAGAGUCCGGCCUGCGACCGGGAGACUGCAGCCUGCUCGGACGUGGACGGACUGCCCCUCUGCCGCUGUCGGGAUGGAUACUUCCAGAUCAGCGAGAUGGAUCACUCCUGCAGGGCUUGUGAAGACGGUUUCCGGCUGGAGAACCAGACCUGUGUGAGCUGCCCCUUUGGCCUCGGUGGACUCAACUGUGGCAACCCUUACCAACUGGUCGCCGUGGUGGUGGCGGCCGCCGGGGGUGCCCUGCUGUUGGCCCUAGCCAUCGCUCUCGUCAUCACCUGCUGUCGGAAGAGCAGGAACGACGUGAGCAAACUGUUUGUGAAGAGCAGCGAGUACCCGCUGUGCCCAUACACGGAGAGGGCCGAGGCGGCCCGGGUCCCACCGUGGGGCCGCGAGGCCUUCGAGAUGCACGAGGGCGGCGGGGGCGGAGGCGGCGGCGGUGGAGGCUGCGGCGGGGGAGGCAGCACCAAGAGCCUCCUCAACAUGACCGACGUCUACUACUCUCCCACCCACCUGCGGAGCUCAGACCCGGAGCAGCAGAACGGUCCAUUCCCGGCCUUCCCCGGCGGCCCCGGCUCCCGGCACUCCUGCGUCUACCCCGGCCAGUACAACCUGUCCUUCAUCAGCGACGACAGCCGCAGGAGAGACUACUUCUAGUCUCCCGGCCGCGAGGCUGUGCUGGCCCCAGGGACGGCGGCGACCCCGGCCGGGCCGUCUCUACAGCUCCAGGACGCGCUGACCCCGGGGGAUGGAGGGGCCCGGGCCUGGUGGUCUCCACAACUUGUGGACUUGCUGACCGCGAAGUCGAUGGGGGCCCUGGCCGAGCCAUCCCUGCAGCUCAAUGAUGCGCUGCCCCCGGGGAUGGUGAGGGCCGGGCAGGAGGGUCUUUUCAGCCGGUAGACGCGCCGACCGUGGGGACGGAGGAGGCUGGGUGGUCUCCGCACCUUGUGGACGCGCUGACCCCUGGGAUGGAGGUGACGGGGAGGACCAGGCCGGGCUGGGUCAGGGAAGGAGGCCCAGCAGUCCCUGGGAAGAGGCCAGACGUGGGUGGGUGGACACGGCGGCUUUCCUGCCUUGGGCUCCCUCAGGGCCAGUUGGAGACUGGGAGCUCGGCGGGAGGGGCAUCGCCGAGACGCCCCCCCGGCCAGGUGGGACCGUGAGCCCCGGGGUGCCCGAGAUGCCCUGCCCAGCACAGGAGGCCUGGGGUCUCCCUGGGAUGCAGGCCGGGGAAAAGCCCACCGCCCCCACCCCCUCCUCGACCUCCCUUCAGGGUCCGAGAUCCAUCCUGGAGCUGGGCCUGCUGUCUCCUCCCAGCCCCAAGCAUGGGAUGGCUGUACUGGACACCUACUGUGUGCAGAACACUGUACUGACCACCGAUAGUGUGCAAAGUUCUGUUCCAUAUGCCUACUGUGUGCAGCGCACUGUACUGGACAUCUACUACAUUGCAGAACUCCGUCCUGGGCUCCUAUGGUGUGCGAAAGUACUAUUCUGGGCUCCUACUGUAUGCAGAGCUCUGUACCGGGCACCCACCGAGUGUGGAGCACUAUCCUGGAGCCUCCGUUGGACGGAGCACUGUGCUUAUGCCUACCGUGUGCCGAGCACUGUUGUAAGCACUUAGGACUGUAGAAGAGGAGCAGUCCAGGGCCCCGGCCCCCAAGGAGCUCCCUCUGUAACGGUGUCGGGUAGGCGGGGGAGAACAAAGCCCACGACAUCCCCCUUCCCCAAAUCGCCCCCUUUCGGCCCUCGCCAUGUGUGUCUGCUGUCCGUGUACGCGUGCCGUGUGUACACGGGUGCUGUGUGCACGUGCAGGCAUGUGUGAAUCCACUCCGUGCAGGUUAUUUAAACAGUGUGUCACCCCCCACCCCCCAAGGGCCAUGAAUUAGGACCGGGGCCUGCCCUGAUGGGUCCCGGGGAAGGUCUUCUGGCGUUCUAGUCAGAGCCAAUAAAACCAAAACACCAGUGUGGCUUUUUAAAAAUUA